Molecule: messenger RNA, 7255 nt
Organism: Cydia fagiglandana
Lineage: Eukaryota; Metazoa; Arthropoda; Insecta; Lepidoptera; Tortricidae
Gene: svr
Product: carboxypeptidase D-like
Exons: 26
Coding region: 213-4442 (1409 amino acids)
Biological process (GO): peptide metabolic process; protein processing
Molecular function (GO): metallocarboxypeptidase activity; zinc ion binding
Source: RefSeq, a predicted model, not a curated record
CGUCAAGUGCGGUGCAGCCUACGUGACGUCAGCUCAGCUGUCGUAUAGAGUCAUUUCCCGUUUUCUUUCUUAUCUCUUGUUUUUAUAAAUUGCUCUCAGGCCGCAAUUAACCACAAGUCAGCAAUGUUACAACGAUAAGCGUUCGCAGUGUUAUUAUCGGGUAGUCAGUGUUUUUGUCGGGAAUAUCCCUUCAGACCGCUCUCGGUGCAAACAUGGUUACCUGUUCCAAUACUUUCGUAUUGGUUUUAUUUUCUGUAUUAAUUAGUGAAUGUGUGCCGCGUUCUAUAGAAGAAGAAGAUGAAUCAUUUCUAAGUGUACCUAAAUAUACAAAGUAUGAUGAUUUAGUAAAAUUGUUUGCGGAUCUGGAAAAAACACACCCGGAUCUGGCUAAAGUUUAUUCUAUUGGGAAGUCGGUGGAGGGACGUGAAUUGUUAGUUAUCCAGAUAUCUGAGGAUGUGAAGAAGGCUCACGCUGGCCGGCCAGCGUUCAAGUAUGUUGCGAACAUGCAUGGGGACGAGGCAGUCGGCCGGGAGCUGGUGGUGUCCUUGGCCAAGUACCUGAUACUCAACUACGGCAAGAAUGAUCGGGUCACGAAGCUGGUGAAUAAUACGGAGAUCCAUUUGAUGCCGUCGCUCAACCCUGAUGGAUUUGAGAGCAGUGUUGAAGGCACCUGCGACUCCGCCGGCAACGGCCCCGGCCGCCACAACGCCCACGGCGUCGACCUCAACCGCGACUUCCCCGACCAGUUCGACCGCCACCGCUCCGAGGACGAAGCUUAUCUGUUCGGGAACCGGCAGCCCGAGACUGUAGCGCUCAUGAAAUGGGUCAUGGGCAAGCAGUUUGUGCUGUCCGGGAAUCUGCAUGGAGGCACGGUGGUCGCUAGCUAUCCUUAUGACGACUUGAGGUCAGGCAAAGACUGUUGCGAGGAAAGCCAGUCGCCAGACGAUGCGCUUUUCAAGCAUCUUGCUUUGGUAUACGCGUCGAAGAACGAAGUGAUGCACCAAGGCGACACAUGCCCGCCUGAGAAAUUCAAGGACGGCAUCACUAAUGGUGCCGAUUGGUAUUCUGUUAAAGGUGGGAUGCAAGACUUCAACUACCUCCACUCCAACUGUUUCGAAGUGACCUUCGAGCUCUCAUGCUGCAAAUAUCCAGCUGCCGCUGAGCUGCCUCGCUUCUGGAGAUUAAACAAGGAUGCCAUGCUGUCUUUCAUUGAGCAGACUCAUACGGGAGUCAAGGGAUUCGUGGUGGAUGAAGACGGUGAACCUAUUAAGAACGCGUUCAUCAAGGUGGAAGGCGUGCCCCACUUCGUGAAGACGACGGAACAGGGGGAGUUCUGGAGAUUACUGCUGCCGGGACAGUACAACAUCACCGCUUUGGCUCAAGGUUUCGAAUCCCCAACCCCGACCACCGUAACAGUGCCCACUAAUCAGACCGAAGCCGUACCGCUGAAGCUGGUGGUCCGCCGCCGCGCCGUCGGGAGCGUAAAGUUACAAAACUUAGAAGUCCCUGAAGUAGUCAACACUGAAGAAAACCCGGAGCAAAACCAACACCGUCGUGACGUGCCCAAUCUGCCUGCAGCGGAUUUCACCCACCACAACUACCUGAAGAUGGAGAGCUUCCUCAAGGACCUGGCGGCUUUGUAUCCGAAGAUCACCAAGCUUAGCAGUAUUGGGAAGAGUGUGGAAGGGAGAGAGCUGUAUGUGCUGGAGGUGACGAGAGAUCCUGGGAGACAUAUACCUGGCAAACCGGAAUUCAAAUACGUAGCCAACAUGCACGGGAACGAAGUGGUCGGUCGCGAGCUGCUCCUACUACUGGCCAAAUACCUGUGCCAAGAAUACACCAGCGGAAACGAGCGCAUACAGAAGAUGCUGAACAACACCAGGAUACAUCUCAUGCCGAGUAUGAACCCGGACGGGUAUGAGAAGAGUACCGUAGGUGACUACAAGAGCACGCACGGCCGCGAGAACGCGCACAAUGUCGAUCUGAACAGGAACUUCCCCGAUCAGUUCGGUGAAACCCCAGACAACCAAGUAGCAGAGCCAGAGACCAGAGCAGUAAUGGACUGGUCUCUCUCCAUCCCUUUCGUAUUAUCAGCCAACCUACACGGCGGUUCCCUGGUUGCCAACUAUCCCUACGACGGCAACCCAGCCAUGCACAGCGGGGACGAAUAUUUGGCACCCGAUCAUGCUGUGUUUUUGCACCUGGCGCAUACUUAUUCUGACACUCAUUUGAAAAUGCACUUGGGACAACCCUGCAGGAGUUACCCUGAGCGGUUCCCUGAGGGCAUCACCAAUGGUGCUAAAUGGUAUGUGCUAGCCGGCGGCAUGCAAGACUGGAACUACCUACACACCAACGACAUGGAAAUCACACUGGAGCUCGGCUGUUUCAAGUUCCCCCCCGCUUCCGACCUGCCUACCUACUGGGCGGACAAUCGCGAGGCAUUACUGGCCUACAUUGAAGAGGUCCACAAGGGCAUCCACGGCUUCGUCCACAGCCAUAUAGGCGGGCACCUGUCCAACGCGACCGUGUCCGUGUCCGGCGUCCGGCACAACGUGCGCACGGCGCGCGACGGCGACUACUGGCGGCUGCUCGUGCCUGGCCGCUAUAAUGUCACUGCUAGCAAGCACGGCUACGAGAGCGUGACAGAAGAGGUGGUAGUACCAGAAUCCGGCUCGGUCAGCGUCAACUUCACCCUAAUGCCCGACGACCCACAACACUGGUCCUCGGCCUACGACUUCCGCGUGCUAGACAAUAUAAUGCACACGCGUUACCACUCCACCCUCGAGCUGUACGCGGAGCUGGCGGAGCUGGAGAACAAGUUCCCGGCCAUCGCGGAGUUCCGGUCCGGAGACAGCCUGCUCACCGCCUCGCUGCACCAGCUCAAGGUGACCGACAAGGUCGGCUCCCCCGAAGAGACCAAGCUCCACAUGGCCAUAAUCAGCAACCUUUACGCCUCCCACGCCGUCGGACAAGAAAUGCUCCUCAACUUCGCCCGCCACAUAGCAACUGCGUAUUCACUAGGCGAACCGAGGCAUAAAAGUCUGCUCGAGAACGCUGUGCUCCACUUCAUACCUAACCUGGAUCCGUUGUAUGAGAAAAUACUGCACGGAUUUAGCGGGGAACAAUGCCAGUUAUCGCCCCUAGAAGAAGAGUUCGGCGAUAGUCUGUACCACUACAUCACCAAAACCAAUCUAAGUCCACUGACCAACUAUACACGGGAGAAGGCCUUCGUUGAUCUCCUCAAGGCUGAGAAAUAUGACAUCGUGUUGGACCUGUCUUCAGGCACGGAAGAUGUAGCCUACCCAGACCUGUCCCGGCGUCUCUUCGAGCAGUUCGCACAGAAAUACCAGGACAAUAGGACACCCAUGGAUAAAUACGAGUGCCGCAGCGCCCCCUCCAACCACGGGAACUUACUCGAUGUGUUAUGCGAGAGGUACAAUACGCCGGUGGUAUCGCUGGGGCUGAGCUGCUGCAAGAUGCCGAGCGAGAGCGACAUAGCCUACGUGUGGAAGAGCAACUUGCGCGGGAUCAUGAAAUUCGUCGAGCUGGCUAACACUGGUAUCCAGGGGUACAUAAAGAGUGAAGAUGGCGGUCCGGUGCGUGACGCGACCGUCGCCGUGACCGGUCUCUCCCGUCCCUACCGCGCCAGCCGCAACGCUGCCCACUACCGGGCCUCACUCCCGCCCGGCGAAUACCAGGCCGUUGUCUCUGCUAAAGGAUACGUUGAUCAGGCAUUGACAUGGCGAAUCAUAGAAGGGGAGGUGAAACAGAGAGACAUCAUACUGCGCCGUGCCAACACCGAGAUACCGGGAGGCACUUACGACGACAAGGACCUGUACAAUGACCCCAACAUGGUCUAUAUUUCAGGUCUAGCCCUCGACCACAACAGCGUACCGCUAAACACAGCCAAGCUACUAGUCUAUCCGCUCGGCACGAAAAAGCUGGUCGACCCAGUAGCUACAAACACUAGUGACGCCAAUGGUCGCUUCGUGGUCAGCCUACCGGUCACGUACAUGGGCAGAGAGGUGCUUAUGACCGCCGAGAAGGACGGAUAUAUCUCUAGACAGAGACACGUCAUGAUAAACAAGAAUGAGAACAUGACACGGAAAGUGCUUUUCAAGUUGGAAUCCGACGACAAAGUCCUCGGGAUGUCUCGGCUCGUCUUCGUCAUGGUUGCCGGCGUAGUCGGCGUGGCCCUGGUGACGCUGGCCGCCUGGUGCUUCAGCUGCCGUCGAACCCGCGACCCGCGCCGCGACUACAUGUUCACACAACUAGCUAGUGACGAGAAGAGACCCUUUACUGAUGACGGGAAAUAUGAAAUAGUGUCCAAGCCGUACUACGACGUGGAAGAGCUACCGCCUUCAGAGACAGAUUCCGAAGAGGAGAUCGUUUUGCUGCGGAACGACCGCGACUGGAAACCAGUAGAGAACCUGAUCGAUUAAGGAAAUGCUGUCUUGUUAGCAGGGGUUAGGGUCCAUUUUACAUCGUAUCAUGUAACUUAAGAUAUUAGAAACCAGGCCGCGUAGCCAAGAUGCCAAUCGCUUACGCUCCGUAGCGAACGAAACGCAACUAUCAUUGUCACACUAAUAUGGAAGAGUGACAGAGAGACAAAGCGAUUCGAUAGCGUAGCGCAAGCGAUUGUCACUAGGCCACUAGGCUAGGCCGCCAGUCAAGAACCUCAUAGACUAAAAGCUGUCUUGUUAGGGUCCAUUUUACACCGUAUCAUGUUACAUAAGACAUUUUAAACUCGUCGAGAACCUCAUUGACUAAGGAAUUGCUGUCUUAUUAGCACGGGUUAGAGUUCAUUUUACGUCGUAUCAUGUAACAUAAGAUAUUAGAAACCAGUCAAGAACCUCAUUGACUAAAAGCUGUCUUAUUAAUAGGGGUUAGGGUCCAUUUUACAUCGUUUCAUGGAACAAGACAUUUUAAACCCGUAGAUAACCUCAUCGACUAAGGAAAUAGUGUCUUGUUAGCACGGGUUAGAGUCCAUUUUACGUCGUAUCAUGUAACUUAAGAUAUUAGAAGCCAGUCAAGAACCUCAUUGACUAAAAGCUGUCUUAUUAAUUGGGGUUAGGGUCCAUUUUACAUCGUUUCAUGGACCAAGACAUUUUAAACCCGUAGAUAACCUCAUCGACUAAGGAAAUAGUGUCUUGUUAGCACGGGUUAGAGUCCAUUUUACGUCGUAUCAUGUAACAUAAGAUAUUAGAAACCAGUCAAAAACGUCAUCGACUAAAAGCUGUCUUAUUAAUUGGGGUUAGGGUCUAUUUUACAUCGUAUCAUGUUACAUAAGACUUUUUAAACAAGUCGAGAACCUCACUGACUAAAGAAAGUGUCUUGUUAGCGUGCUAACCCGUGGGUUAGGGUAUAUUUUACAUCGUACCAUGUAACUUAACACGUUAGAAACUUGUAGGGAACCUCAUUAUCUUGUUUUUAGGGAUUAGGGCUCAUUUUGCGUCGGAUGAUACAAGUAACGUGAUAUAUUGCUUUAAGGUUAAAAUGGAGAAACACGUACAUUAAAAUUAAAUCUUGUUUAUUAAAAUUACAUAUUUCAGCAAUAAAUUACAUCGAAUAUUAUUUUAACUUAACACGUCAAGACAUCUGCUAGUAAUGGCUCAUAAAAUACGGUUAGCCAAGUAAAAUACUACCUAAUUAGUAGUUGUUAAGGUCCAUUUUACAUCACAUGCCAAUCCACAUGUAAUAUAAUAUGGCAAUAAACAGAAGAAACCGGGUGUAGAAAAUAUGUUUACAGUACAUAUGGUGCUACUUUACUGCCCUAGGGCGGGAUUAAGGACAAUACGCGCCUAUGUCAAAAUUUUAAAGGGCCAUAUACUGUAAAACGUUGUACAAUACACGUGCGAAAAGGUAAUUCGCAACUCGUGUCGAUUUAAAACCCUCCCUUAGGUAGUGUUUUAAUUUAUCGCCACCCGAUGCGAAUUUCGUAUUUUUCGCACUUGUAUCGUAUCGUAAUGUACUAUUAUUUUAAUGGACAUAAAGUUUAAGAUUUCAUUUAACUACUGUCACCUUCAGAAUGUAGUAUAUGAAAUUCGUCGAUUACCCUGACUAGGCAAUGUGAAUAAUAGUUAAAAAUUAAUUUUAAAUAAAGUUUUCAUUGAUUAUUUUUAACUGAUCAUGAUAUAUGUAUAUUUAAAGAUAUAUAUUUCCGUACACGGCGGGAAGAAGUUGAUAUCUCUCGAAAAUCUCUCUCUCGAAAAAAAUUGAAGAAAUUUGAACCUUAUGCAAUUUACUUUUAAGUUUAAAUUUCUUCGGUAGAAUAUCUCGAGUUAUCAAGUUCUACCCGCCGUGUACGGAUUUAUUUCAUUUACUAUCGAUUUUCGUAGCAGUAUUAAGAAUAAUAAGAUUUAAAACUUUAUAAAUUUUUGAUGUUGACUUUUUUUAUAUGAAAUCGGUAUUUUAUGUUAAAAGAAGAUUUAUUAUUAUUCGUAUUUCUUAUUUGAUGUGUUCUAUUUACUAUAAAACUAACUUUUAUUCCAAAUCUAAUGCAUUUUAUAUUGUAAAUUAACAUUAUACAUAUAACGCAAAUUUAAUAAAAUGACUAACGAAUUAUUUGACGAUUCUGUCAUUUUGCCUGAAUACUUUCUAUGUAAACAUUCUAUUGUGCAUUUAUUUUUAACAAGUUUAGCGAAAAUUAUUGUUCCUAACUUAAGUAUAUUGUUUAUAAUUUAUAAUAUUAUAAUGAAUGAUGUAGGGAUCAGUUUUGAAUGAUUCAAAACGCGAAAUGAAUCAGUUUUAAAUGAUUAAUUUUUUGAGAUAGAAAUCAAAAUACCUACCUGUAGGGAAUUCAUAUCCGAAGUUGAUAUUAAGUGCCUUAAAAUGAAGUUCGAUUAUAAUAUUUAUAAACCGUAUUGAUACACCAUCUAUUUUAAAUAAUUAUACAUUUGUAUCAUUAUAUUUGAAAUAUCUAUCGAUAUAUUUAUACUUGCUAUAACAACGUUUAAACAGUCUUACUCAAUGACUAAGUUAAUAUAAUUACGAAUUUACUGAAGAAUCUCCAAGUUUUAUUAUAUUGUAGAAAAAUAAAAUGUUUGUAAAUCGGUAAAGUAGUAGCCUUGAUGUGGAGACUAAAGAAAUUAAUGGAAUAAAAAUGUACACUAUAUUAUGAAAAUUCUACAUAUAUUUUUUGGUGCUCUAUACAUGUAUUUUUGAUAUCUAAAAUUUUAUAAAAUAUAUUGUGAUUAAUCAUAAGUUUUAUUUUAUAAGAAAUAUAAUGGUUAUAUUAAAAAUGUGACCAAAAGAA